AUGGAUGAUGACGAAUUUGAUCGAGUAGCUCAAAUUUUAUUCAAAAACGUUACAUCCUUAAGUAGUGUUGGUACUGCUGGAACUCUGAUUCCAAUAACACAGGAUACACGUGCUGUAUUAUGUGGUGAUGACUCUAAUAAUGUCAUCGUUGUUGCAAUUCGAUUUGGUAAUGGUCGAUGUUUAGUAUUUGCACACAAUGGUUAUCUUAGUAUUUUUUUUCCUAAUAACACCACACAUCACGAUUUUGUUAAAAAUUGUCGUCAAUGGUUAUCUGGAGGUGAAGAUGCAGAAUUUGAAUCGAUUGAUGAGAUAGAAUCGAUGGAUAGUGUCAAGAAUAAUGGAACAAUUCUUGUUUGGAAUGGAAAUAAUGAUAAAAAUGAGACAUUCAUAGAUGAUUUACGCACAUUUAUACAAGAAGGUGGAGCACUUGUUUGUGCAACAACUGCAUGGGGCUGGCUACAAAACAAUGAGGACAAAUGUCUUUCCGAUUUCCCAUUUUCUUGUUUUUGUGCUUCUCUUGGUGUUAAAGUAACCGAUAAGUGUGCUUGUACCCCCGAUCUGAUUCCAUUUAAAGAUGAAAUGAUCCAAUUCAAAAAUGUUUAUAAUGUUAUUGAGGCAUUAACCAACGAACCGAGCAACAAGGAAUAUAUGGCUAUCGUCGGAUCGACGAUCAAAGAACUAGACAAUAUGUUGCCUGAUUCAUUGAUUGAAACUCUGCGAGAUAUGGUUUUGAAUGCUGAAAGUAAUGUUAUUCCAACGAAAACAUCACCAAUUACAGAUCCCUCAUGUCGACAGCAAUCAAUUGGUCUCUGUGGUAUAUUGUGUGGACUAUGUGACACAAAAGCUCCUGGUAUAAAUGAAUUUCCAGGUGACUUUGAUGAUACACCAUCUAUGGAAACAGAUGUUAUGGUUAAUAUUCAGUCAAAUAAUAACGAAUGGUAUUGCACAGGUAUGUUUAAACUUGUUAAAAUCAUAAAAGAAUAUAAGGAUAACGAAGUUCCUCCAUCUGCGGGUACUACCAUACAAAUUGAUGUAUCAGAACAAGCUGGUGCACGUGGUUGGUCAGCUAGAAUCGGUUGUCAUGAUGACGAUCUUAGGGAAUGUGAUGAAUUACGUCGAUGGCAUUGUAUCUCUAUAUGCAAACCAUUGUCUGGUAGUAGUAUCAAAAUGAGUUCGGCUUUUGGUGGUCUUCUCUUUCUUGAGAGUCCUGCUGGGAAAUCGAAUUCUAUUAGUGUUAAUCUGCAGAAUGUUGUUCUAACGCCUACCUAUGAUCUCAUGGACUCCAAUCGAGAAGAACGAUGGGAAGAUCUACGUGUUCGCGCACAGGGUUUAUGGACAGAUAUUGCUGGACAAUACAUUGCUUUCAAUUUACCUUCGAAAAGUGUUUGCCAUUUGAAUAGUGCUCAAUUAGAUCGAGCUCUCAAUUUCUGGGAUUCCGUAGUGCUAGCUCAUCAUGAAUUACUUGGUACUACACCGACAUAUCGAGAACGCAUCGUAUGUGAUGAACAAAUAUCAUUUGGCUACAUGCAUUCUGGCUAUCCUAUCGUUACCCAUAUGGAUGUAAUUGAUUCAAACCCUGAAUAUUUCUUACUGGAUAGUGAUAAUCUAGAAAAGAAUGGCUAUUGGGCUCUUUUUCAUGAACUUGGUCAUAACAUGGAACGCGACUGGUGGACUUUUAGUUAUGGAGGUGAAGUAACUGUGAAUAUAUUCUCUUUACAUGCCAUGGAUGUUGUUUGUCAACUUUCACCAUGGAUACACUCUUGGCUCGAAUAUCAAAUGGAGGAUGCAACAGAGUGUAUAAAGAAAGGAACACCUUUCGAUACAUGGCAAACAAAACCCGGUGUUGCCUUGUUUGUCUACGCCCAAUUAGCACGAGAAUUUGCUUGGAACAGCUACAAGGCUGUUUUUCGUCAAUAUGAACAAACUAAACCAACUUUGAAUAAUGAUCAAGAGAAAAUAGAUCACUGGAUCACAACGUUCUCACAUCAAGUCAACUACAAUUUGGUUCCAUUGUUCAAGUUUUGGGGUUUUCCAAUUUCACAAUCCACUAUUGAUAACCUGCAAGAUCUACCAGUUAAAGAAAUUUCUGAUGAAUUAAUUGAAAUAGCACCAGAACGCUAUGAAGUUUAA
Messenger RNA from Rotaria sp. Silwood2, 2130 nucleotides. NCBI's taxonomy places the organism in Eukaryota, Metazoa, Rotifera, Eurotatoria, Philodinida, Philodinidae. The record is from the annotation of a GenBank genome assembly.